Pseudocercospora fijiensis CIRAD86 is the source of this 1383-nucleotide messenger RNA. RefSeq names its product serine/threonine protein kinase, CMGC family, CDC2/CDK subfamily (gene NPKA). The record is from RefSeq and is a predicted model, not a curated record. Gene Ontology annotation, molecular function: cyclin-dependent protein serine/threonine kinase activity; ATP binding. Gene Ontology annotation, biological process: regulation of mitotic cell cycle; protein phosphorylation. Bases 1 to 1383 code for a protein of 460 amino acids. The transcript is spliced from 2 exons. Gene Ontology annotation, cellular component: nucleus. NCBI's taxonomy places the organism in Eukaryota, Fungi, Ascomycota, Dothideomycetes, Mycosphaerellales, Mycosphaerellaceae.
AUGUCGUCGCGCUGGGCAGAUACUGAAGAGGAUGCCGUUGAGAAUGCAAGACGGAAAGCUGCGAAGGAGGAGAAGAAGCGACUGAAGGAGGAGAAGCAGCGCAAGGCAGAGGAGAAAAGGCGCGCAGCAGAGGCAGCAGCAGCGGCGAGAUCGAACGGACAUGGCGACGAUAACGAGCGGCCAUUUAAACGACGCAGACUAUCGCAAGAACAGGAUGCUACCCCAGCACAACCAGAACCCGAGCGCGAACUUCUACGAUUCCAUGCGCCUAAUUGGCAGCCAUGCCGAUCCGUCGAGAGGUUUGAUAAGCUGAAUGCCAUCGAAGAGGGGAGCUAUGGCUACGUCUUUCGAGCCAAAGAAGAGGCGACGGGUGAGAUUGUCGCUUUGAAGAAGCUGAAACUCGACCCGUUAAGAGAUGGAGGAUUUCCAGUCACUGCUUUGCGCGAAAUUCAAUGUCUACAAGCCGCCAAGCAUAGACACAUUGUCAACUUGCGCGAGGUGGUGACUGGCGAGCGGGAGAAUAGAGGCGACGUCUACCUCGUUAUGGACUUUCUGGAACACGAUCUGAAGACACUGCAAGAAGAGAUGCAGGAGCCAUUCAUGCCGAGCGAAGUCAAGACGCUCUUGCUACAACUAGGCAGCGCAGUGGAGUUUCUACACGAUCACUGGAUCUUGCACCGCGAUCUGAAGACGUCCAAUGUACUCAUGAACAAUCGCGGCGAAAUCAAGCUGGCGGAUUUUGGCAUGGCACGGUUCGUGGGCGAGCCUGCGCCGUCCAAUCUCACGCAGCUUGUGGUCACGCUCUGGUAUCGCUCCCCAGAGCUGUUGCUUGGAGCUACUACAUACGGCGCCGCAAUCGAUGUGUGGAGCAUCGGUUGCAUAUUUGGCGAGCUACUGACUCGGAAUCCGCUUCUGCAAGGCAAGAAUGAAGUCGACCAGUUGAGUAAGAUAUUUGAGCUCUGCGGUGUACCCAGCGAUGAGACCUGGCCUGGUUUCAAACGCCUACCAAACGCACGGAGUCUCCGACUACCUUCUUCCCGCACCGCACAAGGAAGUAUCAUUCGUUCUAAGUUCUCAAAUCUUACGAACGCUGGUGUCAAGCUUCUCGACUCUCUGCUGAGCCUGGACCCCUCGAAGCGACCGACUGCGAAGGAGAUGCUGGAACAUGCAUACUUCAGAGAAGAUCCGCGGCCGAAGCCCACGGCGAUGUUUCCGACAUUCCCAUCAAAGGCAGGCCAAGAGAGGAGACGACGUCACGCGAGUCCAAAUGCUCCCGUUCGUGGUGCUGCGCCUGGCCUGCAAGGCGAGGUGGACUUCAGCAGCAUAUUCAAGGGCAGAGAGGCGGAAGAGAAAGGUGGCGGUUUCCAGCUCAAGUUGGCUUAG